Tarenaya hassleriana is the source of this 1768-nucleotide messenger RNA. RefSeq lists its product as uncharacterized. The record is from RefSeq and is a predicted model, not a curated record. Bases 129 to 1073 code for a protein of 314 amino acids. The transcript is spliced from 2 exons. NCBI's taxonomy places the organism in Eukaryota, Viridiplantae, Streptophyta, Magnoliopsida, Brassicales, Cleomaceae.
AAUAUCCCCAAACCCCCCAACCCUAACCUAUUUUACCUCCCUUCCUCCACCAUUUCCCCCAUUCUCUAUUUUGGUUGCUGACUUUCUCCCUCUCUCUGGUUCCGAUUCAUCGCUUGGAACAAUUUUUGAUGGAUCUUCAUCAUGCUCAGGUUCAGGAUCUCACUUCUCUCCACAUGAAGACCUCAUCGGCGGUGGCCUUGCCGUUGUCGCAAUCGGCAUGGCUCGAGGUUCGCUUGUUCUACGUCCGCGUCGCCCCGUGCGUCGUUGACAGCGUCCCGGACCACCUCACUCUCCGUCACCCUCGCCGGGAGAUCGGUGCCUCCCUCGACGUCAACGGCGUCCGUGUUCCCGCCUCCCAGACGGCGGCGCUCAUCCUCCGCCGCGACCGACUCGACCGGGAUUCGUCGGAGGUGACCUACGUCACCACCGAGACGGUUCGUGUCACCGGAUGCGUGGAUUUCGAGGUUUACGAAGAAGGUAAUAUGAUUCUGUGUGGAAACCUUGACAGAGUCGAAGGCGCGUGGAGCAACGGUACCGUGAGCGACCCGAAGACCGGUUGGGGGAUGGAUUGUUACACGGCGAUGGGUAACGGGUCGGGUCCUUGUUCGACGGCGUUCUUGCAGCCGAAGCUAGGCGUGUCUUCUCCGUCGGUGGAGGUUUACAUAGCUGGGUGUUGCGGCGGCGUGCCGGUGAUAUUGACGAAGACGAUUCAGGCGAGCCCGAGGAGGAAGGUGGCGAGGCAUGUCACCCUCGACGCUAUCCCGGAGGACGAGGAGGUCGGAAAGGAGCAAGACAUUGUUGGUGUUGGUGGCACCGGUAAUGGAUUGAUCCGACAACGGAAGAUUGUGGAAUCAGAAGUUGAUGAUUACGAGUUUGACAUGAAAGUCGGACACAGAUACUACCCGGAGGAGAUGUACACCGAUGAGGAUGGGCAGCUCUCAUGGUUCAAUGCCGGUGUCAGAGUGGGUGUAGGGAUAGGCCUUGGAAUGUGCCUCGGUGUUGGGAUUGGUGUCGGCCUGCUAAUGCGUUCAUAUCAAGCAACGACCCGGAACCUUCGGAGGAGGUUUCUCUGAUCAUAAAAUCCAUCUUUUUUUAGAGACCCAAGAGGCAUAAAUCUAAAUAUGAUAAAAGAUUGCCAAGAUUCCUGAAGAAGAAGUAAACAACAACAAAGGAGUGUGGCAGCUAUGAGCGAAUAGCAGGCAGCAGACGUUGUAAAAAGAAAGCUUGAUCAGAUUUUGGUAGAUAGGGUUGGUAAGAUGUACAGAGUUUUCGCACUUUCGUCACAGGUGGAACUUGAAGUUGUGACCGACCGGCUUUGUUCACAGGGAGCUAAAGCAGCAGGAGAGCUCAGGGCCGAGGUCUGUGUUUAGGUGUUUUUCUUGCUUGAAGAGCUUAAACUUUGUGUGGGGAGAGAUUCUGUGUUGGUGCCAAAUCUGGAGUUUGUCGGGUUUUGGUAGGAAAGUAUGUACAUGAUGUAACCUCAAGAGAAAGCCCUACGCAAUUAGUCGACUCCAUCUGUCCCAAAUGACACUGUUUCUGAUGAGGAGAUUGAGAAAAGUGGAGUCAGUGAAGAAGACGAACAGGGACAGCAACCUAUCAAGAAUCGUAAUUAAUCAUUUUCAACUGAAUUGGAUUGGGUAACAACAACUACUCGGUUCUUUUCGGUUUACGGUUUUUUAGUCUCGAAUCAAAAUGGUUUCCUCGCAGUAUUGACUGUUCAACACCGAAAAGACGAAAAUACCCUUCCAGAGAUAUAUUCACGGGUUAA